Nerophis ophidion (straightnose pipefish) is the source of this 680-nucleotide messenger RNA. It is a transcript of the gene med29, whose product is annotated as mediator complex subunit 29. Gene Ontology annotation, molecular function: transcription factor binding; transcription coregulator activity. Lineage: Eukaryota; Metazoa; Chordata; Actinopteri; Syngnathiformes; Syngnathidae. Gene Ontology annotation, cellular component: mediator complex. The transcript is spliced from 4 exons. Gene Ontology annotation, biological process: regulation of transcription by RNA polymerase II. Bases 39 to 560 code for a protein of 173 amino acids. The record is from RefSeq and is a predicted model, not a curated record.
ACAGCAACCGACGUGUGUUUCCGGCCGUGUGGUCUAAGAUGGCUUCCCAGCAGCACCAGCCAGUCGGCUCCAGCUGCCAGUCUGCGUCUUUACAACAACAACAGCAGCUCCAGUUGAGUCAACAGCAAGACUUCGAUCCAGUUCACAGAUUUAAAAUGCUCAUUCCUCAGCUGAAAGAAAGCCUGCAGAACUUGAUGAAGAUUGCGUCCCUCAAUUUAGCUCACAACACAACAAUAGAUAAUGGAGUUAAAAGUAGCGACGCCACUGUUCCGAGGUUUGACAAAAGCCUGGAGGAAUUUUAUGCUCUUUGCGACCAACUGGAGCUGUGUUUGCGGCUGGCGUACGAGUGCCUCUCCCAGAGCAUCGACAGCGCCAAGCAUUCGCCCAACCUGGUCCCGACUGCCACCAAACCGGACACGGUGCAGACCGAGUCCAUGUCUUACGGCCAGUACCUCGGCAUGAUCAAGUCCCAGAUCUCGUGUGCCAAGGACAUCCACAACGCUCUGCUGGAGUGUUCCAAAAAGAUUGCGGGCAAAGGACAACCUCCGGGAAUCAUGUAGUCCGAGCAUCCUUGUAAAUAGCCGUCAAAUACGACCAGUAGAUGGUGCUGGUGGGACAUUUACUAUUUCAUGUUUACUUGUUUUGCAAUGGACUGUUAAUAAAAUGUUUGUACAAAGGUU